This is a messenger RNA of Elgaria multicarinata webbii, 1368 nucleotides long. RefSeq names its product fucosyltransferase 7 (gene FUT7). NCBI's taxonomy places the organism in Eukaryota, Metazoa, Chordata, Lepidosauria, Squamata, Anguidae. Gene Ontology annotation, molecular function: alpha-(1->3)-fucosyltransferase activity. The record is from RefSeq and is a predicted model, not a curated record. Gene Ontology annotation, cellular component: membrane. The transcript has a single exon. Bases 134 to 1150 code for a protein of 338 amino acids.
AUCCCUCAUCUUCCUUUGCUAUUGCAGUUCCUAAAGUGACUGAGGAAGAGGCCAGGCUGAGCUGAAAGAGAAAACGACACCCCCUAAACGAGCCACAAGCAGAAGGAGCGAGGGGCUGGCAUAUCCCCGUACAAUGGUCUUGUACCCCGAUCUGACGAGGCCUCCCGGCGUGUCCCUUCUUGGUGCCGUGCUCUGCACGAUGGCCUUCAUCUCGUUCAGCAGCCCCAGCAGAGCUCAGGCCCUCCGCAACCCCCCACUGAUGGUCCUGAUUUGGGACUGGCCCUUUGGACGAGUCUUGAACUUGAGCAGUGACAUCUGCGCUGUGCACUACGGCAUAGAGGGCUGCUGGUUGACCCACAACCGCAGCUUGUACGGCCAAGCGGACGUCGUGGCAUUCCACCACCGAGAACUCCAGAGGAGUAGGCCACAUCUCCCAAAACCGAGGCCUCACCCGGGGCAAAAGUGGCUCUGGAUCUCCUUGGAGUCCCCGAAACAUACCCAAGCCCUGGCUGGCUGGAAUGGGACGGAAUGGAACUGGGUCAUGUCAUACAGGCAGGACGCGGACAUCUUUGUCCCAUACGGGAAGCUCGUGCCUCGGACCUCAGAUACGGUGGAGAUCCCAGAGAAAACCGGCUUAGUGUCCUGGGUGACCAGCAAUUACCACCACACCCAAGAAAGAGCCCGGAUGCACCGCAGCCUCUCCAAGCACAUCAAGAUCGAUGUCUUCGGAAAAGCAAGUAGAAAGCGGCUCUGCCCGGACUGCCUGUUGCCGACCAUCUCCAAAUACAAGUUCUACCUUGCCUUCGAGAACUCCAUCCACCUGGACUACAUCUCGGAGAAGCUCUGGAGGAACGCCCUCCUCGCCGGGGCUGUCCCUGUGGUCUUGGGACCGCCCAGAGCCAACUACCAGCGGUUCCUCCCCGCCGAGGCCUUCAUCCACGUGGAUGAUUUCAGCUCUGCAAAAGAACUCGCCCACUUCCUUACCGCCAUGAACGAAACCAGCUACCGGCGCUACUACGAAUGGAAGCGGAGCUAUGCGGUGAAGCUUUAUGACAACUGGCAGGAACGGUUCUGUCUCAUCUGCCAGCACUAUCCCAGCUUGCCCAAGGAGAAAGUCUACCCGAGUUUGGAGCGAUGGUUCUGGAAUUAGCUGUCACAGUGGCCUGGGGUUCUAACCGGGGAGCCGUUGAGGCCGGGAGAGGAAACAGGCCAGUGCCCCACGGCUCCGCCUCUCUUUUGCAAGCAGCACGUUGGUCCCUUCUGACCUGGCCUGGCUACAAAUGCCUCUAGGUCAUGGCUGGAUCUUCCUUGGGCAGACAGCCGGGUUGCUUGUAAUGCUUUCUAGCUUUGCUCUGCAACACCCCGCAC